GCGGCCGCGAACGUCAGAAAAGCCUCCCCCCUUCCUCCCUCUCCUGGUUUCGCCACACGCCGGGACGCCGGUGGCCGAUCUGAGCCGCUUGGCGAGUCGAAUUUAUUAUUAUUAUUAUCAUUAUUAUUAUUGCUGAAUUUCCUCCCCCCUCCCGCUUUCAUUUAGCAUUAUUAUUGUUUGCAUUCCUAUUGAAUGCAAAAAAAGAAAUAUUGUAUUUUCGCAUUGCUGUUCGAUGCAAAAAAGAAAAAUAGGAUUGCAUUUUUGCAUCGCUGCCGUUGGAGGGGCGGGCGGGGGUCCGUGUUGGCCUCUCUUGGAGGUCGGGUGGGGAAGCAAACCCGAGUGGAUUUGCAGGCGUUUUAAGAGUGGGCUGGAGCGCCUGGCCUUACUUUUCCGGUGCAUUGGCUUUGCAAUUGGCGGGGGAGCCUAGUGUGAGAAGAGCUAGCUGGGGGAGGGGUGUGUGUGACUCGGCUCGUGCAAAUUGCACGGGUGGGGGGAGGGGACGAGCCAAACCCGGCCUGUGCAAAUUCCACGGUAGAAGAGCGUAACCUGGCCAGUGUGCAUUGCACGGUGGAAGAGUCAAACACGGUGUGCAAAUUGAACAGUGGAAGAGCCAAACCCGCCCUGUGCAAAUUUCACACCCUGUGCAAAUUUCACCGUGAAAGAGCGUAACCUGGCCAGUGCAAAUUGUACCGUGGAAGAGCCAAACCCAGUGUGCAAAUUGCACAAAGAGCCCCAUAGAACCAGAGAGGUGGGUGGAUGGCUUUAGGAGUGCACCCCUAACCGUGGGUGCAAACUCCAGCAGCCCUGUGAUAUUUUUUUUAAAGCACUAGAGCAGUAAUUUAAGGUUAGGGACCAAAGAUGCUGAGGAUGCCAGAACAAGGUGUGGGGCUGGGCGACCUGGCCGGCAGCAGGAAGCUGAUGGCCUUAGGGGCUCUGGUGGGCUGGUUGCUGGUGGUCCACUUAUUGGUCAACGUCUGGCUGCUCUGCCUCUUAUCGGGGUUAUUGGCCUUACUGGGGGGCUGGCUGGGGUCCCAAGUGGUGGUCGGCACCAGCCACAGGAUUCACCUGGAGAGGUUUCUCACCCUGGAAGGCUGCCCUCCGGAUCCCAAGGCGGAGAGGGAGUUGGAGAAAGAGAUCCUCAAUAUUAUUCAAAAGAUCCUUCGUGAUUUCGUCUCAUCUUGGUACCGGGCAGUAAGCCGGGAGCAGAACUUUGAGAAGGAGGUGGAGAAAGCGAUGGUGGGGUUGGCUUUGGAGCUGAGGAAGAGGAUGCACUUGGUGGACAAGAAGGCCUUGACCCAGAAGGUGCUCCUCCUGGCCGGGUGCCACCUUCAGGCCUACAAGAAGGUCCAGGAGAAAUGGAAAGAGGAGGCGGAAAGCCUCGGAGGACCUCCUGAAGAGGCCGGCAGACUCUGGCAAGCCUACUGCGAAUUCUCAGAACCUCACUUGGCUGUCCAGAGCCCUACGCAUCAGGUGGAGUAUACCAGGCGUGUGGUGGACUCGCUGCUGCGGGUCUUGGUGCCCGAGCCCCAUCUGGAAAGCAGGACGGGGCGCUUUGUGGUGGUGGAGAUGGUGACCUGUAACGUGUUGAUGCCCGUGAUGAACAAAAUGGCGGACCCCGACUGGCUCAACCAGCUGCUGGUGAACCUUUUCUCCAGGAAAGCCGCCGCCACCGUCGAGAUGGCUUCCCCGGAAGUAUUGCCCGCUUCCUCGAGCCAACCCGUGGUGCCCGGUGCUGUGUUGCCCCCAGACCUUCAGCAAGAAAUGGCUACUGAGGGCGAUAAAGCCCUACGGGGGGAUUCCGAACCUUUCAACAGGAACGUGGUCGAUAGCUUGGAAGACUUCCUGAUGGAGGGGAAGGAGCCCGUGGACAGAGCACUGAGCACUCCCGUGAACGAGAAAGAGGAUGGGAGCGUGGCCGCGCCCCUGCUUCACCCUGGCACCCUUGGGUCCUUCUUCCCCAGUGGAGACUUGGAAGUCGAUUCCCCCAUGUCCGACGCAGGGAAAGACUCCAGCUCCUUGAUCGUCGUGUCUGCCGAAGAACUCUUCGCUAGCUCCCUUCUUGAUUUGGAAGGCCCUCUUGAGGUGGACCCAGAAGACAGUUUGGGAGAGAAAGACAGGUGUGCGGAGGAUGUGGUGGAGGGCUUUCCCUCUGAGGCCAACCUCCAGGCCGCCUCCCUCGGGCUGUGUCCUGACAUCCACAUAGAGACGGUGGCUGAAGACCCCUUAGUUUCUUUGACUGAGCUUUUGGCGGACCCAGAGAAGACCUUCUUGAGAAGGCCAUCCUACUUGGGGAAAGAACUGGAGCCACCUGGGAGCUUGGCACACAGCCCUCAAUACCUGGCCCAGCCCCCAAGCCUACUUUCUUCCUCCCCUACUGCCCCGAUGGGCACGUUCAGCUUUGAGCCCCUCAGUCCUGAUGGUCCCGUCAUCAUCCAGAAUCUGCGUAUUACAGGAACCAUCACUGCUCGAGAACACAGUGGGACAGGAUUCCAUCCUUACACCUUGUACACUGUGAAGUAUGACACAACGUUAGACAGUGACAGCACUAACAGCCUCCAGCAAGUGGCUUAUCAUACAGUGAACCGAAGAUACCGCGAGUUCUUGAACCUGCAAACCAGGCUGGAAGAGAAACCAGAUCUACGAAAGUUCAUAAAAAACAUAAAAGGCCCCAAAAAGAUGUUUCCGGAUCUUCCGUUUGGUAACAUGGACACAGAGAAAGUUGAAGCCAGAAAAAGUCUCCUAGAAUCGUUCUUGAAGCAUUUGUGCGCAAUUCCCGAGAUCGCCAACAGCGAAGAAAUGCAAGAAUUCCUCGCCUUGAACACGGACGCAAGGAUUGCCUUCGUCAAAAAACCGUUCGUGGUCUCCAGGAUCGAUAAGAUUGUAAUGAAUGCCAUUGUGGAUACCUUAAAAACGGCGUUUCCCCGACCUGAGCCACAGAGUCCUACAGAAGAGCUAAGUGAGACCGAAGUGGAUGGGAGGCAGUCGAUGGAUGGAAAGAAAUCCAAUAAGUCGAAGCUGAAGUUUACAUCUGGCAAAAUGCUAAACGUGGCCGGGACACCAGAGAAGAUUUUAUAUUCUUUCAGGGACGGCGUGAACGCCUCCGAAGUCCUCUCCCUGGCAAGGAUGGAGUCCUUUAUUCAAAACCAGGAGAAGUUGCUGGAGGCCAUGACCAGUGAAGGUCCAGAGAGAGAGGGUGAUGAAGAACCUCCCUCAGAUUUGAACCCAAAGCCCGCGGAGGUGCUGCAGCAAACAGCGGAGGAAGACACAAAUUCUGGACCAGAAACUUCGCUGGCAGACGUCGUUCUGGACCUCCUUUGUCUGAUCAUGGUGGACCAGUGGAGUUGGCUGUGGUCCGAGAACAUGCAGAAGUUCCUACACCUGCUCUUUGGGACGUUAAUCCAAAGGUGGCUUGAAGUCCAAGUAGACAACUUGACCUGCACCCAGUACUGGGUGCAAUAUCUUCGGCUGCUCCAGGAAUCCAUUUGGCCUGGCGGAGUCUUGCCCGGGGUGCCCAAACCACUCAGGACAGAAGAGCAGAAGGCUCAGACCAAGGAACAGGCCCUGCAGAUCCUCGUGGCAAUACUGCCUGACUCACUGCAAGAAUUCCUAGGUGUCACCAAAUGUCAACAAAGCUGGAGCCUCGUCUUAGAAUCCAUGCAGCAUCCAAGCAUCAACAGGCACAUAAUUUACUCUCUCGUGGAUAUCCUGAUGGAGUUUUUGAUCCCCGAUUCCCCGUUGGAGGCGCCCCAAACAACGCCGAUAACGACUUCAGGCUAUGGAGCCGCUGAGAGAGCUAACACUUCAACCCGCUAGUUCCUACUGCGAGGCGAAGAGAAACCCAUACACACCCCCUAGACAUGAUCUCAUAUGAUACUUUGCUGUUGGUCUGAUCCAGAAUCUGUUGACCAAGGACCAAUAGAUAGAAUUCUGGUAGAGACCAGCGAUUCCUGCAGAGGAUGUUCCAGAGCUGUUUCUGCACAAUAAAAUAGUAUCAGUUCCAGAACCUGGAAGGAAUUGCAAAGUAUUUCAGGAAUGAGACGAAAUAACCUCUUAAAUGUGAACAAUCUGGAGAACAGGAUGAGACUUUAGAUACAUUCCCCGGAUGGAUGUAAUUUUGCUUCCUGCAUGUCUUGUUUUAAUUUACAGGAAGUUUUGGUGCUCUCAAAAGUACUUAUAUGAGCAUUCCAUGACAUGACCUCUCUCUGGGUUUUUCCUUCCCAACCAAACCAUUCCAAUGAGCAAAACAAGCGGCAAUUAAUUCCCGUUUUUGCUUUUUAUUCUGCACAUCAUGUCUUUGUCCUUGAAACUUAGCAGUAUUCCUGGAAUCUCGGAACUACCAAGUGUUAGAAGGUUUGAUGGCGUUCCAAAAUUGAUGUAAUUGGCUCAAGUCACUUGUGUCUGAAGAGAUGACAGAACCCAGCUCAACCCUUUUGCUGCUCCUCAGCCGGCUUUGAAGAAGUUUAUUGCUAUUUGUUCCCCCAUCUAGGAAGCUGUUACUCCUUUAGCUCAUUGGGAUGGCUUGCGUACCUUUUACGAUGGACUUGCUGCCAAGGCCAAACCAAAUUGGAUGAGUCUAGAUCAGCCAUAUAUCGAUGCGCCCAACCAAGGGAGGUGUUCACGGAUUCUUAAGUGUGGAGAAUGGAGGAGAGCUUCCUUUGUUUGUCAGCCUACAUUUAAGUGUGUUUGCAUGGGAGCUCGAGUCCUUGAGUUGAAUACGUGUCAGAAUUAAAGUUGUCGUUUGGCUAAA
Messenger RNA from Thamnophis elegans (Western terrestrial garter snake), 4747 nucleotides. It is a transcript of the gene SNX19, whose product is annotated as sorting nexin 19. Bases 859 to 3813 code for a protein of 984 amino acids. Gene Ontology annotation, molecular function: phosphatidylinositol binding. Gene Ontology annotation, cellular component: intracellular membrane-bounded organelle; early endosome membrane. The transcript has 11 exons. The record is from RefSeq and is a predicted model, not a curated record. NCBI's taxonomy places the organism in Eukaryota, Metazoa, Chordata, Lepidosauria, Squamata, Natricidae.